AUGGCCUGCUGUGGAGAGAGGGAAAAGGGAAGUCCAGUUGCCCUGGAGGAACAGUGGGAUUAUGUGAACCUCGAUGACUUUAAAUCGGAGUCCUGUCUCUCGCCAUUCUCCUAUUUCUUUCUUGUUGUCCUCCUCUUCGUUUCAAUCGCUGUAUACGGGGUGGAUACUUUUACCGCCGUCACUCUCCUGGCGUUCUCGCGAUGGGCAGGACAGAUCGAGCCCGCUAUUCCUUUUGAAAUUUCGCGAUGGAUUUUCGCUGUCUGUAUUUUAUUUUCCUUUGCUCUUUUGGGCUAUAGAUGGCUACGUGCGAUCCGUGCUAUCCGGUCUGGGAGUAUCGCACAGAGUUAUUUGGAUUCUCUUGCUGCUCGUGUUCAAAGCGUUCGCGUCGGUAGCCAUGGACGUGGCUGGAGGAGAUUUCUUGUCUUUGCUGAACUUACCAAGAGUAAGAAGGGCGCUGAAUACGUAGCCUUGUUUGCUUAUUUUUCCUUUGAAAGUUGGAUGAACACUCUUCUUGCGGAUGGACCACGACAGGUUGUUAAUGCAAUUACACUAUAUUCAGUGAUGCGCAUGGACCUUCUUCCUGGAGGCGAAAACGCGGUUGAGGAGAAGAACAAAGCCGCAAUCCUGCAGUUCUUCGACAAUGUUCGGAUUCUUGCAGAAGAGAACAACCUUCGUGCCCUGGUCUUGGCCGGUAUGCUCUUCACUCUUUUCAUUUGGGUGUUGUCGAUUAUCAAGCUGGCGCUCGCGAUCAUUCUCUAUCUUAUAUUUUUAUUCCACCAUAUUCCAUCGGAAGAUGGCACAUUAAAGGCGUAUUGUCGCCGCAAGAUCAACUCUCGGUUGACGCGAAUUGUUCGACGCAAGGUCAAUAAAGCCCUGGCAAAGGGAGUCGCUUUGAAGGACCGGACUCCUACGAAUCCUAAUCUCGCGGUAGAUCGCAACCCCACCCUGCCGACAUUCGGGGACGGUGACAAAACCCCUAUUGUAUCGACCAUUUCGCGCUCCACGACUCAGACAACUUUAGCUACGCUCCCACCAAGCUCUUCACAUCCAGGAACCGCCGCCCUUCAAGAGCGCGAACCUACACUUCCGGAUCUCGGAGCGGUUUCUGACAAGCUAAUGCUUACCCGAACGGCAACCCAAUCCUCAGCUUAUUCAGAAUCGGUAUCAUUGUCUGGGACAACUGCGGCCUCCGCAUACAGCCCACUAGAUCGGCAAACAUCGCCCGCUCCACCGGUCCCUCCUCUUCCUAAUAUUGCGGCAUUCCCCGCAAGCCGCUCACAAACGCCGAUGUCCCGAUCAACCUGCACUCCCGCUCCUUCUGUAGCUCGCGGACCUCCCAGCCGCAUGGGCUCCGCGGCUGGAUCACGGCACCCCAUGGAAAGACCCGACCCGUACAGUCCUGAAGGUUACGACGAUCCACGGUCAGGAACACCUUUCGGUCCUUACAGCCCGGCUGUGGACCCAUACACAAGAAGUAUGACACCAGGGACUGCCAUAUCUCCUGAUACGGCCCCUAAUCGAAUCCUUUCUCCUACCGGCUACAACACUCGUCGGCCACCUCCUACUGCAUACCCCCAACGCUCUUUUACACCUGGAGGCCAAGCGAUGGAUCGGGGUUCCCCUGCCUACUAUCCAAAUGAAGAAGAACCAACCCGCACUUUCUCUCCUUUCAACCCAAUCAAUACUCGUCAGCCACCUCCUGCUGCAUACCCUCAACGCUCUUUUACCCCAGCAGGUCAACCUGCAGAUCACGGCUCACUAGUCUACUCAAAUGAGGAGCAACCUAACCGCACUUUCUCUCCUUUCAACCCAAUCAAUACUCGUCAGCCACCUCCUGCUGCAUACCCCCAACGCUCUUUUACCCCGGCAGGUCACCCUGUAGAUCACGGCUCACCAGUCUACUCAAAUGAGGAGCAACCCAACCGCACUUUCUCUCCUUUCAACCCAAUCAAUACUCGUCAGCCACCUCCUGCUGCAUACCCUCAACGCUCUUUUACACCAGCAGGCCAAUUUGCAGAUCAAGGCUCACCAGUCUACUCAAAUGAGGAGCAACCCAGCCGCACUUUCUCACCCGUGAGCUCACGCGCAAUCCCACGACCACAAGACGGAUAUGCAGCGUUUAAUCCUGCUGCCAGAAACACCCCUGCACCACGUGGUGGGCCAGGCUACGUUGCCUCGAGCGAGUAUGAUGGAGAGCCUCCAGGUCCGGCAUAUUCUUCGCCAUCAUACACCCCUCAACCAACGCCCCAUCGCCAAGACCACUAG
Aspergillus ochraceoroseus IBT 24754 is the source of this 2265-nucleotide messenger RNA. RefSeq lists its product as uncharacterized. Gene Ontology annotation, cellular component: plasma membrane. Gene Ontology annotation, biological process: potassium ion transmembrane transport. The transcript is spliced from 3 exons. Gene Ontology annotation, molecular function: potassium ion transmembrane transporter activity. The coding region runs from base 1 to 2265 and encodes 754 amino acids. NCBI's taxonomy places the organism in Eukaryota, Fungi, Ascomycota, Eurotiomycetes, Eurotiales, Aspergillaceae. The record is from RefSeq and is a predicted model, not a curated record.